Messenger RNA from Erinaceus europaeus (western European hedgehog), 5019 nucleotides. It is a transcript of the gene COBLL1, whose product is annotated as cordon-bleu WH2 repeat protein like 1. Lineage: Eukaryota; Metazoa; Chordata; Mammalia; Eulipotyphla; Erinaceidae. The transcript has 16 exons. The record is from RefSeq and is a predicted model, not a curated record. Bases 327 to 3839 code for a protein of 1170 amino acids. Gene Ontology annotation, molecular function: actin monomer binding.
AUCACACUCCGCCGGAGAAGCUUGUGCGUGUGCUGCCGGCGUGGUGGCGGUGCCUGUGAGCCCAGCGCCUUGCCCCGCUCCUCCUCCUCCUCCUUCUCCUCCUCCUCCCAGCCCGAGCAGCUCCUAUCCUUCCCCGACCGGCGCCAAAUGGCUACCCAGUACUAACCCCACGGGGCGGGGGCUGCAGCACCGCCUCCUGCCGCCGUAGCCGCUGGCGGGCGCUGGAACCUGGAGCGGCCGCGGCGGCAGAAGCCGGGCUGGAAGCCGAGCCCGCAGCAGUGACGCGCCGCCUGGGAGCUGGAGCCCGCGCCGCGCCCCGCAGGACGAUGGACCGCAGAGCCCCGUGCGCUCAGGACGUCGCGGCGGCGUCCACGCCGCUCGGCCCCGCCGCAAGGAGAAAGCCAAAAGCCAAGGCGCCACUUCCUCCAGCCGAGACCAAAAAUAUUGAUGUCUCAUUGGUUGAUUCUGUAGAAUCCUCAGCUUUCAUCAUGGAAAAGAAAGAAAACAUGAUAGAUAAAGACAUUGAAAUCUCCGUAGUUCUACCUGGGGAUGUUAUUAAAUCGACAACUGUUCAUGGCAGUAAACCUAUGAUGGAUUUGUUGAUAUUCCUCUGUGCGCAAUAUCAUUUAAAUCCAUCAAGUUACACAAUUGAUCUUCUGUCAACUGAAAAUAAUCCCAUUAAAUUUAAGCCAAACACACCAAUAGGAAUGUUGGAAGUGGAGAAAGUAAUUUUAAAGCCAAAAAUUUUGGAUAAGAAAAAGCCUAUACCUAUAAUACCAGAGAAAACUGUGAGAGUAGUAAUCAACUUUAAGAAAACACAGAAGACAAUUGUGAGAGUUAAUCCACAUGCAUCACUUCAAGAACUUGUACCCACUAUAAGUAGUAAAUGUGAGUUUGAUCCAUUACACACAAUGUUGUUGAAGGAUUAUCAAUCUCAGGAACCCCUCGAUAUAACAAAAUCCCUUAAUGACCUGGGGCUAAGGGAAUUAUAUGUCAUGGAUGUUGGGAGAGCCACUUCUGUUAUUGCCUUCAAUAAGUCAUCUUUACAAGAGCCCUGCCAGACAUCACAAAACCUAGACAUUAUAAAAGAGAAAGAAAAUAAAGGGUUUUUCAGUCUUUUUCAACGCAGUAAGAAAAAGCGAGAACAAACUGCAAGUGCCCCUGCCACGCCUCUAGUAAGUAAGCAUCGCCCAACAUUUACAAGGUCCAAUACCAUUUCCAAACCAUAUACUUCAAACACUCUGCCAUCAGAUGCACCCAAGAAGAGACGAGCUCCACUGCCUCCAAUGUCGGGGUCUCAGAGUGCUCCCCAGGACCUUGCUCACAUCCAGGAGAGAACAACUUCCUGUGAAAAAUCCAUGAGUAUGGAUGACACAUAUAAAAGUCCCUGUGAAACAGAGUCAUUGAAGCUUAGCAGCACCUCCAUUGGGAAUUCAUCUUUGAAAAGGACAAAACGAAAGGCACCUUCCCCACCCUCCAAAAUACCCCUGCAUCGAAGUGAUGAAAAUAGUCAUGUGACUGACAGUGCUUCAGAGGCAAGUUCUCCUGUAGGACUCUCCAGCUCAGAAGCCUCCUUUGGCCCUGGGUUCCCCAGUUAUGAACAGUGCACUGUGCCCAAACUGGCUGAUGAAUCCCCUCUCUCCGACUGCCCUGGAACACCUGAGGCAGCUGUAAUCUCUCUGACAUCUGGAAUAAGCUCUGAUUAUAGCCUUGAAGAAAUAGAUGAAAAGGAAGAACUGAGUGAAGUGCCUAAAGCUGAGGCUGAAAAUAUUUCUCUGCAGUCACACGUUAAUCCUUUUGGAUCACCUGAUACAAUAAAUGCAUUGAAAAAUGAUACUGACUCAGCCCUUGGCAAUAAUACUGGAGAGUCCUCACAGAACUCUAAAGAAGAAAAACAAGAAACUAGAAAUACAGAUGGACAAGGACCACAUCUUAUGCUACAUAAUACAGACACUGAAAAGAAGGUAGUUGACAAAGUAAAAAGUGUGAAGUCAUCAGGCCCUAACCAAGAAAACGUAGAUCAAACUGAAAUAACUGUCAUUCCAGUAAACACAGAUGAUAUGAAAAAUGGAGUGAGGAGAACAGAAAUCAGUGUAGGAGGUGUUGCCAAGAAUAACCAAGUGGACAUGGAAGUUGACAGACUAUCAGACUAUGAGGCACAUACUGUCAGAAGUUACAAGGAGAAUCAUCUAGCUACUUCCUCAGUACCACAUCAAAAAGUAAAUCAAUCCAAUGCAGAAAAAGCAAAAAUUUUACAAGAUGUAUCAAUUCAGACCACACCUCCCUGCAACAGUUUUGAUGGGAAUCACCAAGAUCAUAAUUUGUCUGGUUUAAAAGUUGAUGGAAGUGUACAAGUCUCAAGUAACAACAAAUUACCUCAGCCCAUAUCCUUAAGUCCACAAUGUUCUGUAGAUACCUCAAGCGAGCUCAGAAAUCAGGGGUCCUUAACUGAAUAUUCAGAAGGCCAGUGCAUCAUAAAAGAUCCAGUUUGUGCCCAUAGCACUGAUGUUUUGUCUCCAUUAGAUGGGACUGAUAGAAAUUCAACUGAUUCUUAUUUAACAAAUCCCCCAUUUUACCGACAGGACUACAAUCCCAAACCAAAACCUUCAAAUGAAAUUACAAGAGAGUAUAUACCCAAAAUUGGGAUGACAACUUACAAAAUAGUGCCUCCCAAAUCCUUAGAAAUAUCAAAAGAUUGUGAAGCUGAAAGUAUACGAUGUAAAUAUGAUCAGGAGAUACAUACUUUGGGGAAAAAACAUACUCCUGGGAAUAUGAAAGAAACAUCCAUGCAAACAGAAGAUCUUGUUAUUUCAGAUAGUCCAAAGGAGCCUCAGGAAGAUCUUAAAUUGAGGCCAAUCCAGACAAUAGAGCAUCAAGUACCAGGUAUAGAGAGCUCACCUCAUGGUGCCAUGGUGCAUACUAAGAAACCUAUUCCCAGGAUGAUGAGAGACAAUGGCACAGCUCCCUUUGCACCAAAAUUAGAAGAGAUAAACAGUAUUUUAGAAUCAAAAAUGAAAGCCCGGGUUUCAAAUCCCCAGGCUAAACCAAGCUCUUUUUUCCUGCAGAUGCAAAAAAGAGCAUCUGGCCAGUAUGUGACAUCUGCAGCUGCCAAGAGUGUUCACACUCUUCCGUCUUCCCCUAUUCCCUCUCCAAAGGAACUAACCAAGGCAGAGCUGGGAAGGGAUACUCUGCCUUCUCCAGAGCAAUCUCUUCCUCCCUCAUGUAAGACAACUCAGUCUUCUCCACAGCCCCACAUUAAAAACACUACGGGAAACAUCAGCAAUCAGAAGUCUACUGAAACCUCUCCUCCUCCCAUUGCUCCAAAACCUAUUGCUCUUCCCUCAAGUCAGAUAACAGCACUAAAUUUGAAGACUCUGAAAACUUUCGGUGCACCACGACCUUAUUCAAGCUCCUCUCCUUCCCCAUUCGCCCUUGCUGUGGUGAAGCGAUCACAGUCUUUCAGUAAAGGAUCUUCAGGGUCCUGCAGUGACAGUGCAUCAGCCCAGCUGCCUUCUGCCACAGAUCAAGGGAAGACACCCUCUGUAAAUAAACAUGUGGACCUCUCACAACUUGAUGAAAAUAAUGCUGCACAUAAUGAACAGAACUCUCAAAAAAUAUCUUCAGCUGACUGCCCACCACUCACCCUUCAGAGACAAAGUUCUUUAACAUUCCAAAGCUCUGACCCAGAACAGAUCCGGCAGAGUUUGCUGACUGCAAUCCGUUCUGGAGAGGCUGCUGCCAAAUUGAAAAGGGUUACUGUCCCCUCAAAUACAGUAUCUGUGAAUGGAAAGUCAAGACUAAACCACACCAUAACCCCUGAUACCCAAGAGGACCCUUAAAUACUGUCUUUCCAUGCUGUAUUUCAUCACCUCUACUUCAAGAAAUAACUUCAUACUAGUGGAGAAUGUUGGCAAAUGUAUUUUCAGAUGUACACUAAUAUAUUUUCUGUUAAAGUGUAAGAAUUAAUGUUAUGGCUUUUAAUGCCAAGUGAAGAAUUAUCAGAAUUUAUAAUUUAUAAUGACAUUUUUUGCAUUAAGAGCUAAAUGUGCUGCUUUAUAAUUUUAAAAAGAUAAUGACUUUCAUUUCUGUAAAUGAGAAAUAGUUACCUUUUGUUUAUUUCACUUACUGACAGAUUUUCUAUAAUCAUGACUGAAACAAAAGAACAAAUUGAUUGCGAUUCAUAGACAUAUUUGUAUGACACAAAAAAUAGGCAAACAUAGACCUGACAUUUUCUGUCUCAAGGUUAGUUUAGUUGGAGAUGUUUCUAAGUUAUAGUAAAGACUCCUUUGUGCUAAAAUUAUGAUCUAGAAAAUUAUAAUAAAUAAGUAUAUUCAUUUCAAUAGUUAAUUUCUAUGAUGAAUCAUUUAUUAUGCAAAUUGUAUACAUUCUUUAUAUAAUUUCAAAGUUAAUGUCAAAUUUAUGAGAUGUUCAUAGUAUUUUAAGAGUUUAUUAACACUGAACACGAUUUUUUUAAUCGUUAGAACUUAAGUUGCACUAGGAGAAUUUUAAAUAUUUUCUGUAUAUAACUAAGGCAUUGUUCUCACAUAGAUAUUACACAUUUUAUAUGUCAGAAGCCUUAAAAACCUUCCUGUAAAAAUGUUGAUAUACUGUGACAAUUAUUUCACAUUGGAUAAGUAGAGAGAAAUAGAGAUUAGUUUAUGUCCAUAAAUGAAAAACUUUAAAGACUACUUGGAGAGUACAGAAAUAAUGGCUUGAAUUAAAGUAAAAUAAUAAAGACACUAUAUAAUCAAAUGCUAAUAUUCUAAAUGAUAAUAUAUACUUAUAUUAAAGCUAAAACUUGAGCAAAACAUUGCCUUUUUUUUAAACUUAUAUCUGUGCUGGGCUUAGAAUAGUUCAUGUUCUAUUUCUACUUUAAGAAUUUUAAUACUCACAUAUUCUAAAAGCUUUAUCAAACCAGAUGAUGUUAAGUAGAUUUUCACUAAAACUGCUGGUAUGCCUAAGUCUUUGGAAAAUAUGUUAAUUUCCCUCAUGUUUAAUAAAUGCAAGUUAUAUAUUUGG